Messenger RNA from Lycium barbarum (goji berry), 1251 nucleotides. RefSeq lists its product as uncharacterized. The transcript has 3 exons. Bases 1 to 1251 code for a protein of 416 amino acids. The record is from RefSeq and is a predicted model, not a curated record. Lineage: Eukaryota; Viridiplantae; Streptophyta; Magnoliopsida; Solanales; Solanaceae.
AUGCCUUAUGCUAAUUCCAACUGUAAUGGAAAAAUCUGGUUCUUUGUGCAACACAAUGUUGAUGUUGAGGUUCUAUUGGAUACUGAGCAAUCUAUUACUGUAAAGUUGCAGUUUCAAGAUUUCAAUAAAGAUAUGGUGGUUACAAUGGUGUAUGCUAAAUGUUCAAAAGUGGAGAGACUGCAAUUGUGGGACAGUUUAUACCUCUUGACUAGUAAUAUGACAUCUCCUUGGCUGGUUGGUGGAGAUUUUAAUGUUAUAAUGAAUGAAGAAGAAAAAAUAGGAGGUUUACCAGUUUUGCCACAAGAAUAUGAGGAUUUUGCUUUUUGUCUGAAUUCCUGUGAGUUGCAUGAGAUGCCUUUCAAAGGGAGUCCUUUCACCUGGUGGAAUGGUAGGGCUACUAAUGACUGCAUUUUUAAGAGAUUGGACAGGAUUGUACAUAAUGAUACAUUUCAGAAUUGGUUUGGACACUUAGGGGUGGAACAUUUGUCAAGGACUGGUUCUAAUCACGCACCAUUACUUGUAUCAUGUGGAGAUCAAGUGGAAAAGUUUGUUAAACCAUUCAGAUUUCUCAAAUUCUGGCUCAAGAUGAAGAAACUGAAAACUGCUUUAAGUACAUGGAGUAAGACUACUUUUGGUGACAUUUUUAAACAACUUGCUAUCAGAGAGGAAAUAGUUAAGAUUAAGGAGCAGUUGUUUGAAGAAAAUCCAUCUGAAGAAAAUAGAAUGGUCAUGCAAAGGGCACAAGCAGAACUUAAGAUGUAUCUUCAUUAUGAGGAGGAAUUCUGGAGGCAAAAAGCCAGGAUGGACUGUUUUUCUGAAGGUGAUAAGAAUACUAGAUACUUCUAUAGUCUAGUAAAAGGAAGAACAAAAAGAAUCCAAAUUAGGAGGAUUAAAGAUGAUGCUGGUAAUUGGCUUGAGGAUGUUGAUAGUGUUGCUGCUCAAGCUGUCAACUUUUUCCAUAAGCAAUUUACUCAUGAAGAGGUUAGUGAAGAUUCUCCAAUUUUUAAUCAUAUUCAAGAGCUGAUCACAGAAGAGGAUAAUACACUACUUGCUGAACAACCUACUAUGGAGGAAGUACAGAAGGUUGUAUUUGAAUUAAAUGGGGAUAGUGCCUGUGGCCUGAUGGAUUUUCUGGCACAUGGUUUCUUUCAUUCUACAAGGGGUGUCAAGCAAGGGGAUCCACUCUCUCCUGCUCUUUUCAUUAUUGCUGCAGAAGUUCUUUCAAGGGCACUAAAUUCUUUAUUUGAUUAG